AUGAUGGCAACGGAUCCCAUACAUGAUCUGGACAAUGUCUUUGAUGACCAUCCGUCCCUCGACGCCUCGCUAGAAGACUUUGAAGAACAGUACGCGCACCGGUCGCCGUUCUUCGGUCUUCCGUCGCAACAUUCCGGCUUCCGCUCGGGUAUUUCAGAGGCUUCUCCAUCUGAGCAAGAUGGGAACAUCUCUCGGUCAAGCAGCCCAUGGUCUCCGCCUGGUCUACGGGCCACAUUCACCAGGCCAGAAUAUCAAACGCCCAAACAGCAUUCAGCUCUAGGGUAUCACCCAGCAAUGAUGGCUGGCGCAGCAUGGUACAGACAGCAGCCGUACAUGCGUAACCAGCCCGACUUCAAACCAGAGCAUUUGCAACCACACAGCCCUGGGACACGGUCCAGGGAAGUCAGUCCGCAGUAUGAGGAUGCGCCUGAGAAGCCGACAUCGACGACCACAGCAACAGUGACGCUGAAGGAAGAGACAAGUGAACUAAUAUUACCAGCUACCAUACCACUGCCCCAGGGAACAGAUUCACCGGUCAAAGGCCGUUCUCCAAGUCCGUCUCCAGAAAGCAGAACAGAAGCAGCCCCAAAGGCGGCAGCAACUUCAACUAUAGAAGCGGACGAGAGGAACAAAGGUGAUAAACACGAGUUCAAGGCAGUCUCUGACUGCAAACCGGAGAAAGAGCCUGAGUCGAUUACGAAUUAUAUCCGAUUUGCAGUCCGCGCUGAAGUCCAACAUCGCGAACCCUUUGUCGCAUUCUUCAACUACAUGGGAGCAAAGUUCGAUUCGAUGACACAGACCAGAUCGUCGACAUUACUCUCCGUGGCGGUUGCGCUGAUAUCACUUACAUUCAUGCGGGCAUUAUUUUUGCCGCCGCCGCUGCCACCUGUGCCAGACAUUGUCAAGUUAUCCAGCUUCACAAGGUCAUUUGAGCCGCUGAUAUAUUAUUCAGAGAAUGGUGUGCAACAGAUUGGGACGUUGCAGGAGACUGGGGUUGCAGUAUGGGACCUGGCUGAGUCCGUACGGGGAACAAACAUGACAAGUGCCCCGAUCAUAGUGAGAGAACUAGACGAGCUGUCUCAAUCGCUGAACUCGCUCUCGCUGGAGCUCACGCGGUUCUUCGCCAAUGUCGACGCAGACAUUGAUUCCAUUCUAAUCGUAAUGGAAUGGGCACGAAGAGAGCUCGAAGCACUCUCAUCUCAACCACCCAAUACCCUAUCGUCGAUAUUCUUCGAUAAUUUCCACAACAUGCUGUCACGUCUGGGUGUGCUUGAAACACUACCAACCAGCCUAUCGGCCAAUGCAAGCCACGGGCUCAGCAACGAAACAAUGGCCGACAUGCCCGUUGCACCCAUCCCCACACGUCUGGGCUCGUUGAUAACGGCACUAUUCGGCCGCACCCGUUCACAGCGCACCCAGCUAACACUAACCCACGCCUUCACCGAGCUGCUCUCGGUGCUUGAAGAAAGCAUAAACAACGAACUAACCCACUCCACCUCCCUUUUCACCCUCUUCGAGUCCAUAGACAGACAAUUCCUCAACCUGCAGCGCACCGUUGUUCGAGAAUCCAAUGCCCAAGAGCGCGCCGAGGGAGAACUGCUUUCAUCCCUAUGGACUCGCGUCCUGGGCUCUAAUGCGAUGGCACUGCGCAAAUAUGAGAAAAACCGACGCCUGCUUUCCUCUGUGCGCCAGCGGACCGUCGCCAACAAGCAUUUACUCAUGGACCACCGAGGCAGACUCCUCGCACUGAAAGCAAACCUCGAAGCCCUCCGGCGCAAGCUUGUCAGCCCCCUUCUCAGAGGCGGCAAUAGUUCAAUGGGCAUGACGCUUGGUCCGUUGGUGGGGAUAAGUACCACCUCCGCACAUGGCAGUGGUGUCGGAGGCUCAGGUGAAGAUGCAGUUGGCGGAGAGAAUGCGAUGGAGAUGAUUAUCCAUGGACAGAUAAAGGGGCUGGAUGGAGCGCACGAUUACCUUAAGGAAGUCAGGGAUAAGCAGAAAGCUAAGUUGAUGGAGAUGGUGUAUGGCGCUGGUCGACGAGUUGGAGGGAAUGCGCUGGUUGAUGGCGAUGCAGACGGGGAGGGCGAAGGCGAGAAGGCUGACAUCGAGGACAUGGAAGAGAAGUGA
This is a messenger RNA of Trichophyton verrucosum HKI 0517, 2124 nucleotides long. RefSeq lists its product as uncharacterized. The record is from RefSeq and is a predicted model, not a curated record. NCBI's taxonomy places the organism in Eukaryota, Fungi, Ascomycota, Eurotiomycetes, Onygenales, Arthrodermataceae. The coding region runs from base 1 to 2124 and encodes 707 amino acids. The transcript is spliced from 2 exons.